AUGGCAUCAUCUUCUCUACAAAUUUGUGCAUUGCUGCUGGCUUUAGCAGGAUUCACCAUUUUAAUUGUUACUACCAUGUCCAAUAGAUGGAAAAUUUCAGACACCGCAACAGUGCUAGUUACUGCAGACUGGAUUUCUGAAGGUCUUUGGAUGGACUGUGCAGUGACUGCUUUUGGAUCAAUACAGUGCAAGAAAUUUAUCUACAUGUUGAGUUCAGACACUCAUAUUCAGGCAUGCCGUGCCUUGAUGAUUGCUUCCAUCCUUUUGGGAUUCGUAGCUACGGUACUCUCGCUGCUUGGUUUGAAGUGCACAAACAUUGGGUUGAGCGAUGAAGAUGCAAAAAUGAAGUUUGCUGUCACGGGAGGGUUUCUCUUUAUUUUAGGAGGUCUCUGCUCCAUGGUGGCUGUUUCUUGGUAUGCUGCGAUGGUUACUGCUCAGUUUUUUGACCCAUUGUAUGCUGGAACCAAGUAUGAACUAGGACCUGCUCUGUACUUAGGCUGGGCUGGAUCUGUUCUUUGUAUGCUUGGUGGGAUCUUCCUCACCUGUUCUUGCAAAGGGAAGAAAAAACAGGAUUACAGUUGCAGCAAAUACGCCUAUUCAGCAGGCCAGGCAGCUCACCAGCAGCGCAUUUACACCAAAAACUCUGAGACAGUCAUAAGCAACAAGGAGUAUGUCUAAAC
Gavia stellata (red-throated loon) is the source of this 680-nucleotide messenger RNA. Its product is annotated as claudin-19. Gene Ontology annotation, biological process: bicellular tight junction assembly; cell adhesion. The record is from RefSeq and is a predicted model, not a curated record. NCBI's taxonomy places the organism in Eukaryota, Metazoa, Chordata, Aves, Gaviiformes, Gaviidae. The transcript has 5 exons. The coding region runs from base 1 to 678 and encodes 225 amino acids. Gene Ontology annotation, cellular component: plasma membrane; bicellular tight junction. Gene Ontology annotation, molecular function: structural molecule activity.